Planococcus citri (citrus mealybug) is the source of this 3421-nucleotide messenger RNA. RefSeq lists its product as uncharacterized. Gene Ontology annotation, molecular function: protein binding. The coding region runs from base 399 to 3104 and encodes 901 amino acids. The transcript has 3 exons. NCBI's taxonomy places the organism in Eukaryota, Metazoa, Arthropoda, Insecta, Hemiptera, Pseudococcidae. The record is from RefSeq and is a predicted model, not a curated record.
AACAUAAACAAACCACUAUAAAACGUAUAAUUUUAAGUAUGAUCAAUCAUAUCAAACCGAAAAUCAUAAAUAAAUCAAUUUUUGGACUUCUAAUCAAUGGCAUAUCAAUUAUGACCGAUUUUUGAUCGGAGGUGGAGGGCAGUUCUAGAUAAAAAUCUAACAAAUCUUGAUUUAUUGCUGAAAGUUGAAAUGUUCAUCAGCCGAAUGAUGAGAAAAGUAACACAAUUAUUAAGUUUAUAGUACGCCCAAACGGCUCUGUUUUGAUAUUCUUAAUGUAGGAUAAUCGACUUCCUCAUUUGAUAGCGUUUUUCAACUUGUAUAAACUUUACGUUCAUGUAGGGAGAAAAGCAACAAAUAUCGGCUGUUUUUAAGAAUAUCAGCAAAAAAUAAAAAAUAAAAUGAAAUCAAAUAUUGCGACGAAUGUUUUGUUUGUAUUGCUGGCAUUUAAUGGAAGAUCGAAUCCUAGCAUUCUUGCAGCUACAGAACAAAUUCAUGACACGUUCUCAUUUCUGUGUCAAGAUCAAAUGGUUAAAGUUGACUCGAACAUAUACCAUUUGGAUCGAUUGAAUUCAUCGCUGAAAUCGGAAUAUUUCGAGAAAGUAUUCACUUCAGAGGAUUUUAAGCAGAAAAAUGAUCCAAUUUUAGAAAUAAAGCCUCUCAAUAGUGAAGAAUUUCCUACAAUACUUGAUAUAAUUCAUGGAAAAGAAGUAUACGACGUCUUAAACAAGGAUAACUACCUUUCAUUAUUAAAAGAAUUAAAUCAUUUCGGCAUGAGAAUAGAUCUGCAAAUUUUCAGUAGCUUAAUCGACCGCGAUUUAGAAUCCUGUUCGCCGCAGGAGGCCAAAAUAUUUGAAUUGUACGCUUUCAUUAUUCAGAAUAGCCAGUUUGAGUAUUUAUCAAGGAGUGUUUUGAAAUACUUGUCGAAUCACUCGGACGUAUUACAAAAUCACGAAAUACUUUCGUCUAACGUGCCGUUCGAUCACCUUGUUCGAUUAAUUAAGAAUCUUAAACAUGCGGAUGAAAACACAAGAUAUAACGUAUUUCAAAUUUGUUCAGAAUGGCUCUGUCAUGAUAUGAAAAAUAGACUUCCACACAUGGCACAACUAGUGAAAAAAAUUAAAUUAUUGUAUCGCGUUUCAGAAGAAAUGUAUUCGGAUUUCAGCAAAUGUUUACCUUCGUGCGAUCUAGAUAAGCAGGCGAGACGAAAAAUGAUUUCGACAUGUUUGUUUGCACAGGUUGCUAAUGGUGGCAAACUUCACCCUACAACACCCGAAGAUUGUUAUAACUACGACAGUUAUGCUAGAUAUUCCCCAGACGAUUCAAGUGACGAAAGUGAAACUGAAACUAUGGUGCACGAGAGAUAUGUAAAUGACCGAAACGAUUCUGUCAAACUGAAUGAAUUCCGAAAAAAUGGAGAUUUGUACGACAUCACGGUUCGAGUUGGAGAAAAAACAUAUAAACUUCAUCGUCACGUUUUAGAAUUAAAAUCAGGUUACUUCAGAGACAUUUUUCAGGCUGAGUAUGCAGAGGCAAUCACUCAGUGCGGUGGAACUCCGGUGACGUGUCCAAGUAAAGAUAAGGAGUAUUUACUCAGUGAUGAAAUAGAUCCAUCAACGUUUGAAGACGUAAUAAGUUAUUUAUACGGGUAUGAGAAUCUUAAUGCAAUAUUCAAAAGAUUUGAAUACAAAUGGGAUAAAAUUGCAAAAUUUUUAAAAAUCGUCCAUUCUUUAAGACUCGAUGAAUUAUUACAAGAUUGUAUACGCAAUUUGAAGAAGGAUCACCAAAGAGCCAAUUCGCAAGAUGUUGAGCAGAUUUUGAAUUUUGUACAUGAGAAAUCGGAAUAUGAAAAUUUGUACGUUAUUCAUUUAAGCAAACAUUUGAAAGCAACCUGGCCGAACAUCCACAACAUGCCGCAAUUUUGUUCUAUUUCGUUGUCCGUGUUGAAAAAAAUGCUAAAUUCAUCAUAUUUCCGAUUCGACGAUCCGCAUAAAAUCUUGGACAUUUGUUCGAAAUGGACGUGUCAUGACGUCAAGGGCCGGUACCAAUUUUUACCUCAAAUCGCCGGAGUUAUAAAUCCUCUUUGUGUGGUAGAAGAUGACGAAUAUAGAGCUGACGCUGUAGCAGAAUUCAACCCUUCACCGGAGAGGUUUGUUCGAGAUAAAUUAUGGAAAAUUCUGUCGUCACUUCCUUACACUAUUUAUUCGGGAAAAAACUUCAAAAAUAUGUCCAAGAAGCUAGAGGAAAUACCAACGUUUAUCUCAUUAACGGGGUAUGAAAUAAAUGUUCUUAAUGUCGAUCUAAAUGUGAUCGUAUCAAUUAAUGAUUCUGAACCCAUGCACUCAUUAUGGGGAAUAUCAGCACAAAGGAAUGAUCCACUAUUGGCGACUCUUAUUCACGAUAAUUUAUUUAUUCUUUACAGCUUCAACGAUUCUAUUAAAUUUCAGGUUUACAAUUUUUUUCUGAAAACAUGCACUCAACUACGCUGCGAUCUUCCUAGAUCUCAGAUGAUUUUCUAUCAUUUCUACACCCUCUUGAAUUGCAAUAACAAGAUUUAUAGUUGCUCAAAUCACGGUCGAAUAGCACAAUACUCAAUGGAAUUUGACCUCUGGACAACACUCAUUAAGCAUGAUCCGCAGUCGUACAAAGCAAAUCUUUACUACACAAGUGAUGGGAAAACGCUUUAUAGGAUGUAUGAAAUUCCAGGAAAAGAUAGGUACUCCUCCAGCUCCCAGUACGUUGUAGAGGAGUUUGAUUUAAGAAAGAAUUCCUGGAAUCGUGUGACAGGUUCACCUUUGAUGAAUCUCAUCCCAGAUCCUACUAUUUUCAGUAUGAUUAACGAUCGUGAUUUCAUUAUUUUCGCCUCUGGGGAAAUUAUUACAUCCAACCGCGAUUUUACAGGUAAUAAAUGGCGUUGGAGUUAUCGCGAGGUACCAAAGAAAAGUGUUCUCUGCUUUGCGCAGUAUGAAGAUAGGCUGUUGGUAUUAACUCACGAAGAAAUUUACUGCUAUUACCCCAUCAACGGAAGUUUUGAAUUCAAGACAGCUAUUCCAAAAGCUAUAUAUAGUUUUGGUACUCAUAUUGUGGCGAUUGAUAAACAUUUAUGAUAUGGAUCUCGACACAAUGAAGCAGAUCAGCAGUUUUGUAUCCCUAUAAAAAUAUAUGUUGCGAAAAAAAGAUAGUUAAAUUACGAUUAUUUUCCCGAAUUUUAUACAAAUGCUGGAUCUACUAAUAUAAUCAAUGCCAAUAUUUUAUUGAUUUCUUCACAAAUAAUAUUACCUACUGCAUGAAAUGUACCUACUUUCCAAUUAACUUUCAACAGAUCAACCAUCAUUCAUUGGGAUCAAAAUCGAAAAUUAAACAUCUAUUUUUAAAAUAUCGCUUCAUGAAAAGAAAACGUAAUUUAAACUCACAGCAAGGAUGA